AUGUACCCAAAUGAAAAGGUAAGGAAUAAGACAUCUGAUGCUAUUAGCAGUAGUCUCUCCCGAAUAAAUGUAGUUAAGAUUUCAGAUAAAAAUUUCUCCAUUGACCUAUCUAAAGCGAUUCUUAGAAUCAUUUUGUCUCAAAAUGCCAGGGAGCAACUUGUUAAACCUAGGCAAAAAGCGGUUGUGGUUAGACUUAUGGGGAAGACUAUUGGAUAUAGGGGUUUGUGUUCAAAGAUUCAAAUCUUAUUGAAGCAAGAAGGGGAUUACAAGGUUAUUGAUUUGUGCAAUGAGUAUUUCCUGGUGAAUUUUGCAGAUAAAAUGGAUCAUUAUAAGUCUCUGCUGAAAGGACCAUGGUUGGCACGAGGGCAUUGUUUAACAGUGCAACCUUGGAGUUUUCAGUUUGAUACUUCCAAUGAAAACCUAUCCUCAGUAUUGGUGUGGGUGAGAUUCCCAAAUAUGCCUCUUCACUUGUACCAUAAGAAAGUUUUACGUACGAUUGCGGGAUUGAUCGAUAUGUUGGUCAAAAUAAAUUAUAACACUAUGGAUGUUGUUAGGGGCAAGUUCGCUAGAAUUGCUAUCUCUGUGGACUUAACAAAACCACUUCUGGCAAAAUUCAGUGUUGAAGAUAGAGUGCAAAUUGUUGAGUAUGAAGGGCUUCAAAAUGAGUGCUUUACUUGCGGGGGUUACGAUCAUUCGAAGGAAUUCUGUCACGUUCAUGCUUUGGUUGUUAGUAGAGAGGGAGCUAGUAAGAAUGACAGUGGUGCAGGGGGUGCUAAAAUACAGGAGAACACUUCGACGGAGGAAGAAAAUUUUAGGAAGUGA
This is a messenger RNA of Hevea brasiliensis (rubber tree), 822 nucleotides long. RefSeq lists its product as uncharacterized. The record is from RefSeq and is a predicted model, not a curated record. The transcript has a single exon. NCBI's taxonomy places the organism in Eukaryota, Viridiplantae, Streptophyta, Magnoliopsida, Malpighiales, Euphorbiaceae. Bases 1 to 822 code for a protein of 273 amino acids.